Molecule: messenger RNA, 4435 nt
Organism: Aethalodelphis obliquidens (Pacific white-sided dolphin)
Lineage: Eukaryota; Metazoa; Chordata; Mammalia; Artiodactyla; Delphinidae
Gene: MAGI2
Product: membrane associated guanylate kinase, WW and PDZ domain containing 2
Exons: 20
Coding region: 1-3939 (1312 amino acids)
Biological process (GO): signal transduction; receptor clustering
Cellular component (GO): cell-cell junction; dendrite; cytoplasm
Molecular function (GO): signaling receptor complex adaptor activity; SMAD binding; beta-1 adrenergic receptor binding
Source: RefSeq, a predicted model, not a curated record
AUGGAGAACCUUCCUCAAGAUAUUGCUGAUAGCAUCAACAAGCUCAGACAGUUUGAUUCCAUGGCUCACAUUCCUGUCUACUAUAGCAUAUGUUUUAAAGGCACCACAAGGCCACAUAAGGAGGGUGAGGUUCCUGGAGUGGACUAUAUUUUCAUCACUGUUGAAGAUUUUAUGGAAUUGGAGAAAAGUGGUGCUCUCCUAGAAAGUGGGACUUAUGAAGACAACUACUACGGUACCCCAAAGCCUCCAGCAGAACCAGCACCAUUGUUACUAAAUGUAACAGACCAGAUACUUCCUGGAGCCACUCCAAGCACUGAAGGAAAACGAAAAAGGAAUAAAUCAGUAAGCAACAUGGAGAAAGCAAGCAUAGAGCCUCCUGAGGAGGAAGAGGAAGAGAGGCCUGUGGUCAAUGGAAAUGGAGUAGUAGUAACACCAGAAUCCAGUGAACAUGAAGACAAGAGUGCAGGUGCCUCAGGGGAGACACCCUCCCAGCCUUAUCCUGCACCAGUGUAUAGUCAGCCCGAGGAGGUGAAGGAACAGAUGGAUGAUGCAAAACCAACUAAACCUGAAGAGCAUGAUGAAUCAGACCCAUUGCCUGAUAACUGGGAAAUGGCCUAUACAGAGAAGGGUGAAGUCUACUUCAUUGACCAUAACACAAAGACAACAUCAUGGCUGGAUCCACGACUUGCGAAAAAGGCUAAACCUCCAGAAGAAUGCAAAGAAAAUGAGCUUCCAUAUGGCUGGGAAAAAAUCGAUGAUCCCAUAUAUGGCACUUAUUAUGUUGACCACAUAAAUAGAAGAACACAGUUUGAAAACCCUGUCCUGGAAGCAAAAAGGAAGCUACAGCAGCAUAACAUGCCCCACACAGAACUUGGAGCAAAGCCCCUGCAGGCCCCAGGUUUCCGAGAAAAACCACUCUUUACCCGGGAUGCAUCCCAGUUGAAGGGAACAUUUCUCAGCACCACACUAAAAAAGAGCAACAUGGGGUUUGGAUUUACCAUCAUUGGUGGAGAUGAGCCUGAUGAGUUUCUGCAGGUGAAAAGCGUGAUUCCCGAUGGGCCUGCAGCUCAGGACGGAAAAAUGGAAACAGGUGAUGUCAUUGUCUAUAUUAAUGAAGUUUGUGUCCUUGGACACACUCAUGCAGAUGUAGUCAAACUUUUCCAGUCUGUUCCUAUUGGUCAGAGUGUCAACUUAGUGUUGUGUCGUGGCUACCCUUUGCCCUUUGAUCCUGAAGAUCCUGCUAACAGCCUGGUGCCACCCCUUGCAAUAAUGGAGAGGCCACCUCCAGUGAUGGUCAAUGGAAGACAUAACUAUGAAACAUAUUUGGAAUACAUUUCUCGGACCUCACAGUCGGUUCCAGAUAUAACAGAUCGGCCGCCUCAUACUUUGCACUCAAUGCCAGCUGAUGGUCAGCUAGAUAGCACGUAUCCACCACCUGUCCAUGACGACAAUGUAUCUAUGGCUUCAUCUGGGGCCACCCAAGCUGAACUUAUGACCUUAACCAUUGUGAAAGGUGCCCAGGGCUUUGGCUUCACCAUUGCAGACAGUCCUACAGGACAGCGGGUGAAACAAAUACUUGACAUUCAGGGAUGCCCUGGCCUGUGUGAAGGCGACCUCAUUGUUGAGAUCAACCAGCAGAAUGUACAGAACCUGAGCCAUACGGAAGUAGUGGAUAUACUUAAGGACUGUCCCAUUGGAAGCGAGACUUCUUUGAUUAUCCAUCGAGGAGGUUUCUUUUCUCCAUGGAAAACUCCAAAGCCUAUAACAGACCGAUGGGAGAAUCAAGGCAGUCCUCAAACGAGUCUAUCUGCUCCGGCCAUACCGCAGAACCUGCCCUUCCCACCCGCCCUUCACAGGAGUUCAUUUCCUGACUCAACAGAGGCCUUUGACCCAAGGAAGCCUGACCCAUAUGAGCUCUACGAGAAAUCUAGAGCCAUUUAUGAAAGUCCGGAUUACAAGGAGCUGGAUGUUCACCUUCGCAGGAUGCAGUCUGGAUUUGGCUUCAGAAUCCUCGGGGGAGAUGAGCCUGGACAGCCUAUUUUGAUUGGAGCUGUCAUUGCCAUGGGAUCAGCCGACAGAGACGGCCGCCUACACCCGGGAGAUGAGCUCGUCUAUGUGGAUGGGAUUCCAGUGGCUGGCAAGACCCACCGCUAUGUCAUCGACCUUAUGCACCAUGCAGCCCGGAACGGGCAGGUCAACCUCACUGUGAGAAGAAAGGUGCUAUGUGGAGGGGAGCCCUGCCCAGAGAACGGGAGGAGUCCAGGCUCCGUGUCGACCCACCACAGCUCUCCUCGCAGCGACUACGCAACCUACACCAACACUCACACCAACAGCAGCGCCUCUCCCCCCGAAGGCUUCGCCUCCCACAGCCUGCAGACCAGCGACGUGGUCAUUCACCGCAAAGAGAACGAGGGUUUCGGCUUUGUCAUCAUCAGCUCCCUGAACAGGCCAGAGUCCGGAUCCACCAUAACUGUGCCACAUAAAAUUGGACGCAUCAUUGAUGGGAGUCCCGCAGAUCGCUGUGCGAAACUAAAAGUGGGAGACCGGAUCUUAGCAGUGAACGGCCAGUCUAUCAUCAACAUGCCUCACGCUGACAUCGUGAAGCUCAUCAAGGAUGCAGGUCUUAGUGUCACCCUUCGCAUCAUUCCCCAGGAGGAGCUCAACAGCCCGGCCUCGGCGCCCAGCUCCGAGAAGCACAGCCCGCUGGCCCAGCAGCACAGCCCACUGGCCCAGCCCAGCCCCGCCACCCCCAACAGUCCUGUCGCCCAGCCAGCUCCUCAGCCGCUUCAGCUGCAGGGACAUGAAAACAGUUACAGGUCAGAAGUAAAAGCAAGGCAAGAUGUGAAACCAGAUAUCCGACAGCCUCCGUUCACGGACUACAGGCAGCCCCCACUGGACUACCGGCAGCCCCCAGGAGGGGACUAUCUGCAAGCCCCGCCCUUGGACUACAGGCAGCCCUCCCCUGACACCAGGCAGUUCCCUCUGUCAGACUACAGGCAGCCCCAGGAUUUUGAUUAUUUCACUGUGGACAUGGAGAAAGGAGCCAAAGGAUUUGGAUUCAGUAUUCGUGGAGGGAGGGAGUACAAAAUGGAUUUGUACGUGUUGAGAUUGGCAGAAGAUGGGCCAGCAAUAAGAAACGGAAGGAUGAGGGUAGGAGAUCAGAUCAUUGAAAUCAAUGGGGAGAGCACCAGAGACAUGACACACGCCAGAGCAAUAGAGCUCAUCAAAUCUGGAGGCAGAAGAGUCAGGCUACUGCUGAAGCGCGGGACGGGGCAGGUCCCAGAGUAUGACGAUUCCAGCUCCUGGAGUUCUCCCGCUGCUGCCUCCCCAGGUCUGCCGGAAGUAGGCGCCUCCCUCGAGGACGUCCUCUCUCCAUUCUCUCCAUCACAUCCAGCCCCACCAUCCGACCCUAACAACCAGAUAAGCCCAGACCCAACUUGGGAUAUCAAAAGGGAACACGACGUUAGGAAACCAAAGGAGCUUUCAGCCGGCAGCCAGAAGAAGCAGCGCCUCGGGGAGCAGAGUGAGCUUUCGGCAAGCCCGCAGCGGGCGGUGCAGCCGAGGCUCGCGGAGGUGCCUGGUGGCCAGGGGCAGCCUGAGGCCAGCAGGCCCUCCUCAGAGGCCAGGGCACCCGGGCCCACAGCAGUGGACGCAGCGCGGGCCAGCAGCAAGGAGGGGCUGCAUGCGGCAGUGGGCCCCGAGCUCGGCCGGUGUGAAGGCCCCGGAGUGGCACCUGCGUUCGUGGGCCCAGGCCGCGGCACGGGUGUGCGGGAGGCCGAGGGCAGGGCAGGCACACGUGCGGGGCCCAGGCAGGGCACGCGGCCCCCGGGGGGAACCCCUGUGCGCAAGGCUGCUGUUGCGCCAGGGCCCUGGAAGGUGCCAGGCUCCGACAAGCUGCCGGGCAUCCUCAAACCCGGCGCCUCGGCCGCAGGCAGAUGAGCCCACUGCCCCGCCUCAAUACCUGCAGGCCAUUCUUCUUAGGUUCCGUCUCAUGGUGUUUUAAUUUAUUUUCACUGUCACGUGCAUAAAUCCACGAGGCACCAAGGCUUGGGAGCACCGACAUGAAGUCCCACGUGUCAACAAGCAUGGUCCAUAUGGCAUCCACGGCAGACCCAAACUGAUCCUGAAGCUCCCAGUUCCACUGCGGGGGCUUUGGCAGCUAUGGAAGAACCAAAAUAACGUGAAGAACAUCACAGAGAGUGCAGUGUAGCUUUAGUAAAACAAGAAAAAGAACAAAAUUCCCCCACUGCAUGAAGGAUUUGGAUGUCAUCCAAACUUUAUAUCAAGAAACAUAUCAAGAAACUGGACAAGUUAAGAGCAAUCACAAACUGGAAUAUCGCCUUAAAAAUCAAACUGCACGGAGCAAGCUGAAACUGAGACAAGAUUAUAUCUUUUAAUCUGAAGAGUUGUAAAUAAAUUGUUCUGGACAUAUCUA